GCUCCCGGUGCCCUCGGCGGCCGCAGGUUGCCGGCUGUCCGUGCCCACAGCGGAGCCCCGGCCGCGGGGCGGAGAGGGGCGGGGAGGGGGCGGCCCGGGCUGGGAUCCGGCGCCGGCGGCGGAGGGGCGGGAGCGGUGCGGAGCGGAGCGGAGGCAGCGCCGUGUCCCGCAGCCCUCAUGGAGAAAUGCAGAGCUCUCGAGCAGCUGCUCAAUGAACUUGAAGAUUUUCUGAGGAUCCUGGACAAGGAGAACUUGAGCAGCACUGCUCUUGUGAAGAAGAGCUUCCUCUCCGACCUGCUGCGGGUGUACACCAAGACCAGCGGUGGCGAUGAAGAAUAUAUUUACAUGAACAAAGUGACUGUCAACAAACAGCAGGGUGACCAGGAGAAACAAGACAAAGCACUGGAUGGGAGAACCUCCUUGACCAAUGGAGACUUGGGACUGCAUUCAUCCCCUCCUCAGAAGAGCCUGCCGGAGCUGCCCCCUCCGAAGAUUCCUGAAACAAAACAACCUUUGGUCCCCAAGAUCGAAUCCCCAGAAGGAUACUAUGAAGAGGCCGAGCCCUGUGAUGUCUCUCUAAAUGGUCUUUUUGGUAGGCUUGCUGCGGCUGGACCCAGGCCAGUGUUGCAGGUUACUGAGGGUGUUAUUUAUGCCACAAUAACGAUGGAAGAUGGUGAAGCCGUCAGUAGCUCCUAUGAAUCUUACGAUGAAGAAGAGAGCAGCAAAGGCAAGUCAGCAACCCACCAGUGGCCAUCCACAGAGGCCACCAUCGAGCUGAUGAAGGAUGCCCGUAUCUGUGCAUUCCUGUGGAGAAAGAAGUGGCUGGGACAGUGGGCGAAACAGCUGUGUGUCAUCAAGGACACCAGGCUGCUGUGCUACAAGAGCUCCAAAGACCACAACCCUCAGCUGGAUGUAAAUUUGCUGGGCUGCACUGUCAUUCACAAGGAAAAGCAAGUGAGGAAGAAAGAGCACAAGCUGAAGAUCAUCCCCAUGAACGCUGAUGUCAUCGUGCUGGGGCUGCAGAGUAAAGACCAGGCAGAGCAGUGGCUCAGGGUAAUCCAGGAGACCAGUGGUCUGCAGUGCGAAGGAGGCAGUGAAGGCAACCAGUACAUCCCAGACUCACAGCGCCUCACUUACCCAAAGGUGGAGCUCUCCGAGAGGUACUCUGCAGCCUCAGAGAGUGGGAGCAGCACUGAUGGGCACCCAGAGACGGCUGAGACAAAAGAUGUUAAGAAGAAAGGGACAACUGGCCUAAUACUGAGCAACCUGAUGAACCUUGGGAGGAAAAAAUCCAGCUCCAUGGAUAGCCCAGAGAGAUCCCUGGAGACCUCAAGUUACCUGAACGUGCUUGUGAACAGCCAGUGGAAGUCCCGCUGGUGCCAGAUAAAAGAUGGUCACCUCCAUUUCUACCAGGACAAGAACCGAAGCAAACUGGCUCAGCAGCCCCUGAGUUUGGCGGGUUGUGAAAUUAUCCCAGACCCAAGCCCUGAUCAUCUCUAUUCCUUCCGCAUCCUGCACAACGGGGAAGAACGGGUCAUUCUGGAGGCAAAGUCCUCGGAGGAAAUGGGCCACUGGCUGGGCCUCCUCUUAUCUGAGUCAGGCUCGAAAACAGACCCGGAGGAAUUUACCUAUGAUUACGUGGAUGCUGACAGAGUCUCCUGCAUCGUGAGCGCUGCGAAGAACUCUUUGUUCCUCAUGCAGAGGAAAUACUCCGAGCCCAACGCCUACAUCGACAACCUGCCCAAGGGAAGGAUGCCACAGGAGGAGCUGUACGACGACGUGGACCUGCCAGACAUGCCCGAGGGAGAAGUACCCAAGAGUGAGAGCAAAGUGGAGGGAGACCAAGACAGGGUGUACCUGGAUCUCACCCCGGUGAAGUCCUUCCUGCACUGCGCUGGCAAGAAGUCGUGCCAGACUUCACCCCUGAGCUCGCCGUCUCUAGAGAGGGCUGGCAUCAAGGCUGCCCCCGACAGCGCAGAUGAGACAACCCCAGUGGCUAAGGACACUGCUGAGCCCUGUGGAAAGGUGAUGGAGACCUCAGAGCAGAAACAACCGGAGAAGCCGGAGGCUGAAGAGCCGCCGCCCCAGACGCCCCCCGUCAAAGCCCAGGCGCAGCAGCAGAACGUCGCCUUCCCGCAGAUGGCCCCCGAGGUACCCGUGGGCUCAGCGGCGGUGGUGGGCAGCCCGCAGCUGGCACCUGCACACCGGCCCAAGCUGCCCCUGCCUGUGGCAGCAGUGGAAACCAAGCUGGGCAAGAACAGGACAGAGGCAGAGGUGAAGCGGUUUACGGAGGAGAAGGAGCGGCUGGAGAAAGAGAAGGAGGAAAUCCGAGCUCAGCUCACCCAGCUGCGCAAGGAGAGGCGGGAGCUGAAGGAGAUGCUUGUGGGCUGCACAGACAAGAGCCUGGAGCAGAAGCUGAAGGAGAUAGAAGAAGAAUGCAAGAAAAAGGAGAGCCGAAGGGUGGAUGUGGAGCUGAACUUGGUGGAGGUGAAGGAGAACCUGAAGAAGGCAGAAUCCGGCCCCGUGACGCUGGGCACCACAGUGGACACCACGCACCUGGAGAACGCAGCACCCCGGAUUCAAACAAAAACUGCCAGUCCAGGAAACAGCGCAGAGAACUCACCAGUCAACUCAGCAACGGCUUUGAAAAACAGGCCUUUGUCCGUCAUGGUGACAGGGAAGGGGACAGUCCUACAGAAAGCUAAGGAAUGGGAGAAGAAGGGCGCUAGUUAGAAGGAUGUUCUUCAGAGAUGGACUAAAGACUGGAAUUACCCAGGCAUGGACAAGGGGAUUCAAUCACCUGUAGGUGGAGGUUGGGUGUGCAACACAACCCACACCACGCGCCUCAGAUGCAGCAGUGGAGCCAACGGCUGCCAAUACCAAUUAGCCCAAACGAUCUUGCUCUUUCCAGACAAGUCCCAUCACGUAGCUAAAACAAUAACAACCAGUGGCAAUCCUUGCAUCAGAUUCCUAACCCAGUCGAUGUAAACAAGAAUGUUACUGUACAUAGGGGUGUUUUGUCUAUUUCUACUCUGAAGGUUUAUCAAUGAGUUAUUAAGGUUUCUAUAUUAGUGGCAGUAGUGGGGUCAGGACAGGCCUCUGCUAUUCUUUAUACCCCAGUGGUUUUUGGCCUGUUACAGCAAAUCCCAAUCAGCUAAAGUCUUACCUCUUGCUGCUGGUCGUCACUCAGCUGCAGAUCAUCCAGCCUUCAGCCUGGGGAGGUAGCCAGGCCUGAGCGAUGGCUGAGACACGGAUGAGAAGCACACACCAGCAGGAAGGAUCCUCUCAGCAUAACAGGGAACUAACUCUAUCUACACCUGCAGCAGAGAUUUUCAGUGACCAGAUGCAUCACACCAUGGCCUUCUUCCUACCAGCCUGCAGCAGGGUUGAUUUGCCACAAUACGGAGGAAGAUCCCUGCUCACCUUCUUGUGCUGUGUUACAGCCUGGUGGCACCAAGGGCUCUGGGCAAAGAAGCUCUCUCAGACCAUGUCCAGAGGAGUUUGUUCUGGG
Messenger RNA from Oxyura jamaicensis (ruddy duck), 3511 nucleotides. It is a transcript of the gene AFAP1L2, whose product is annotated as actin filament associated protein 1 like 2. The transcript has 20 exons. Gene Ontology annotation, cellular component: cytosol. Bases 178 to 2733 code for a protein of 851 amino acids. The record is from RefSeq and is a predicted model, not a curated record. Gene Ontology annotation, molecular function: SH3 domain binding; SH2 domain binding. NCBI's taxonomy places the organism in Eukaryota, Metazoa, Chordata, Aves, Anseriformes, Anatidae. Gene Ontology annotation, biological process: positive regulation of interleukin-8 production; regulation of mitotic cell cycle; positive regulation of DNA-templated transcription.